CAGCAUGCGAGCCAGUCGCCCUCCAGCCACCGCCCCAGUUACGACCUGAGCGACACUUCCGGUGUGCCUCACUCAUUCUUCUUUUCUAUCUUGGUCUCGUCUUCUUCUUCUUCUCCUUCGUCCAUCCAGUCUCUUUCUCUCUCAGUCAGUGACUUGGUCCCGGCGUGCUCGAUCUGUCAUUCGCGUUGCUCCCCCGAGAUCCGCCCGCGAAACUUGCCCUUUCGAACGAAACGAAACGAACGCAACAUGCUCAUCGGUCUCGUGCGCGAUUCGGUGCUCCAGUGCUUCUGUCACAGCUGCAAGGCCCCGCUGGGUAUCGUAGCUGGACAAAGGAGGAAUAAUGCGCCGUUUAAGAAGCCCAGCGGAAAGGGCAAACCGCGGACCAAGCAGCCGAAGAAGGUGAAGUUCAUCACGACUGAGAUUCGAUGCCAGGAGAAGACCAAGGGCGGACUGUGCUACGAAGUGAUCCUAGCGGAACCAACGGCCCCCAAGAGAGCACCAUCACCGCCUCAAACAAGCCCAAUUCAGUUGACCCCGAUCGAAAAAUUGAGGGCCGCUAAGGAACGAAGAGAGUUCCUCGAGGCGGACAAGCUCGCCUGUCUCGCUACCAAGAUCAGCAAGAUCGAGGAGAAGUCCCGCAAGAAGGAUGAGCUUAACGCGGCCUUUAUUACCGCGACUCGCGAGGCUUUGGAUGCUAAGAUGAACAACACGGAGGAGAAGCGAGAGGCCCACAUCGCCGAUCUGAAGAGCAAGCUAAAAGAGCAUCUGGAUGCUGUUGAACAGACUCGCUUGGGUCUCGAACUCCAAACCGAGGAAGUACGAUACGCCGUCGAAGAGAAGCUGAAGACUGCUACGGCUCAACGUGAGGAGAAUAUCAAGAAAAUGUUGGAUCGUCUCAAGGAACAUGAGGAGCAAGUAACUCGUGUACGUCAAGUAAUGGCGGAGCGCGUGCAACAAUUGGAGUCCCAAAUUCAGAAGAAGCUGGAGCAGGCACGAGAGCGUCGCGAAGCAAUUGAACGCGAGCAGAAGGAGAAAUUGCGCAAUCAUGAAAGGCGUGCCGAGAUUGUGAGACAGAAUAAGGCGGCAAUCCGCCAGGAUAAUAAUUCCGUGAACUCGCCGCAGCCGAAUCUACCGGUGGAGAACGAGACCGCCAGCUCCGGCUAAGUAUCCAAUAUUCUCUUCAAGGCCGCUCGAACGCCCCCGCAAGACUCCGUUUCGCUUUGUGCCAUUAUUUUCUGACUCGAAGUAAAACGGGACGUCGAUCGCGCGUAUCAAACAUGUCUGUAUUUCGAGCUGGAGGAGUAGGGGAAUAUAUCGGGCCUCUGCGAUUUUUAAAUAUUGCGUGGAUAAUACUGCCUUUAUCAAUUUUUAUUCACA
This is a messenger RNA of Nylanderia fulva, 1377 nucleotides long. It is a transcript of the gene stai, whose product is annotated as stathmin. Gene Ontology annotation, cellular component: neuron projection; cytoplasm. Gene Ontology annotation, biological process: neuron projection development; regulation of microtubule polymerization or depolymerization; microtubule depolymerization. Gene Ontology annotation, molecular function: tubulin binding. Lineage: Eukaryota; Metazoa; Arthropoda; Insecta; Hymenoptera; Formicidae. The record is from RefSeq and is a predicted model, not a curated record.